Messenger RNA from Trichoderma atroviride IMI 206040, 1720 nucleotides. RefSeq lists its product as uncharacterized. The record is from RefSeq and is a predicted model, not a curated record. Gene Ontology annotation, molecular function: L-iditol 2-dehydrogenase (NAD+) activity; zinc ion binding. Lineage: Eukaryota; Fungi; Ascomycota; Sordariomycetes; Hypocreales; Hypocreaceae. Gene Ontology annotation, biological process: D-sorbitol catabolic process.
UUUUGUUGUGUCAUUGGAUUUGCUUGGGCAUCUUCUCUCUCAUCUUGAUUCUCAAAAAUCAUCUUUGAGUGGUACAUAAAUUGUCUAUAGAGAGCAUAGUGAGGACAGGCAGUCGGUUCAUCAUCUCAUCACCACAUCCGUCUCUUCUCAGCUGCUGGAUACCACUCUGCCGUCUUCUAUACUUCUUUUCUUUUCGUCACCAUGUCUGUUGAAUCAGUCAAAGCCUCCGUCUUAUUCGGCGAGAAAGAUCUUCAGUUUAUUGAGCGCUCUCUAGAAUCUCCCAGCGCAGACGAGGUCCAAGUCUCCAUCGACUCAACUGGCCUCUGCGGCUCAGACCUGCACUAUUACAACCACUACCGCAAUGGCGACAUCCUCGUCCGCGAGCCGCUGACGCUGGGCCACGAGUCCAGCGGCACAGUCGUCGCGGUUGGGUCCGCCGUCACGAACCUCCAGCCGGGCGAUCGUGUCGCGCUCGAGGUUGGCCUGCCAUGCGAGUCUUGCGACUACUGCGAGAGCGGCAGAUACAACAUCUGCAAAGGCAUGAAGUUUCGCAGCUCGGCCAAGGCGUUUCCGCACAUGCAGGGGACGCUGCAGGAGAGGAUCAACCACCCUGCGCGAUGGGUUCACAAGCUCCCCGACGGCGUUUCCAGUGACCUCGGCGCCCUGAUUGAGCCUCUCUCCGUCGCCUUACACGCCUAUCGCCGCGCUGCUCUCCCGGCCUCAACUCCCGUCCUCGUCUUUGGCGCAGGAGCCGUCGGCCUUCUCUCCGCGGCCGUCAGCAAGGCCAUGGGCUCACCAGCAGUCAUCAUCGCCGACAUCCAGAAAGACCGCGUGGACUUUGCCGUCAACAACGGGUUUGCCGAUGCGGGCUUUGUCGUGCCGAUGGCAAGGCCGCAGACGAUUGACGAGAAGCUGGCGUAUGCGCAGCAAGUCGCGGAUUUGGCGGGCAAUGUCGAAGUUGGAGGCGUGCCGGUCGGCCAGGUUGGAGCCGUGUUUGAGUGCACCGGUGUGGAAUCUUGCGUGCAGAGUGCCAUCUACGCUACAAGACCAGGCGGGAAGGUCCUCAUCAUCGGCAUGGGCACCCCCAUUCUCACUCUGCCCUUGUCUGCGGCUGCCCUUCGCGAGGUCGACAUUGUUGGCGUGUUCAGAUACGCCAACACGUAUGCCGACGCCAUUGAAAUGCUGCACAAGAAGGACCCCGUUUUCCCCGACCUGGAAAAGCUCAUCACACAUCGAGUCAAGGGCCUUGACGCAGUGCAAGAGGCGUUUAAAUUGGCGGGAAAAGUCAAGGAUGGUGAGGGUAAACUGGUUCUCAAGGUUGUGAUUGACACAAAGAAAUGAUUGGAUAAAUAGUUCAAAAUUCAGAUAAAGAGGCUAUGAGAUGACAUUACGACUGAAAGAAAAGAACACUGGAAUGAAGAAGGGGUAGAAAGUUGUGGUUGGGAAUAUAUCAUGGCGAUUGGUUGAUUGGUAGCUAAUUCUAAUACUGUAAACAUACUCGUUUCAUUUAUUACUCUGCUCUAUUUUAUGAUUUAUCGGGGAAGCCAAAGUCAACGCCAAAUGGUGGGUAGACGUAGCGUUUCAGCUCGCCCUUCUUGGUCAGGUCGUCUGAAUAGUCGUUCAACAGCUUCAUGUCCUCGUCAUCAAGAGUGACAAUGUCCAGAUUGGACUUGAUGCGCGACGGCGUAACAGACUUUGCGAGGACUGUGCUACCACGGUU